UUUAGGUUCAAAUCGUUGUACAUCCCUAUAAUUCAUAAGCUUAAUAAUUCUCCAGUUUUAUUCCGCAGAAGUAAAAGACCGAAGUUAAUAAUAAUGGCUGAACCAAUCCGCGUUGUUGUUACUGGAGCUGCUGGUCAAAUAGCUUACUCCUUGCUUUAUAUGAUUGCCAGGGGAGAAGUUUUUGGAAAAGAUCAACCGCUUAUUUUGCAUCUGCUUGAUAUUCCGCCAAUGGUUGGAGUUCUAGAGGGUGUCGUUAUGGAGCUUUCUGAUUGUGCAUUGCCUUUGUUGCGCAAAGUUGUGCCCACAACGGACCCGCUGGAAGGAUUUAAAGAUGUUUCCGCAGCGUUUCUUGUAGGCGCAAUGCCCCGAAAAGAGGGAAUGGAACGCAAAGAUUUGUUGUCUGCCAACGUUAAAAUAUUUAAAGUGCAAGGCGAAGCUCUCGACAAGGUUGCAAAGAAGGAUGUAAAAGUUCUGGUUGUUGGAAACCCAGCUAAUACCAAUGCCCUAGUUUGUGCCAACUACGCUCCAUCGAUUCCACGCGAAAACUUCUCGGCAAUGACACGGUUAGAUCAAAAUCGCGCAGCAGCACAGAUCGCAUCGAAACUAGGCGUCCCGAUUUCUAACGUUAAAAAUUUAAUUAUAUGGGGUAAUCAUUCUUCUACACAAUAUCCAGAUGCAAGCCAUGGAAAAAUUCUUAUUAAUAACGAAUGGAAAGAUGUUGUUGAUGCAGUUGGAGAUAAUGCAUAUUUGGAAGGUCCAUUUGUUGAGACUGUUCAGAAACGUGGUGCAGCAGUUAUCGGCGCACGUAAAAUGUCGUCAGCCAUGUCGGCAGCAAAGGCUGCCUGCGACCAUAUGCACGAUUGGUGGAAUGGCACUGCACCAGGAAAAUUUGUUUCAAUGGGUGUGUUUUCCGAUGGAAGCUAUGGUUCGCCAAAAGACGUUGUGUUUUCAUUUCCUGUUGAGAUCAAAAACAAGCAAUGGAAAAUAGUUGAAAACCUGGGUUUGAGCACUUUUGGUAGGUCCAAGCUGGAUUUGACUGGCAAGGAGUUGGAAGAAGAGAAAAAUGAAGCAAUGUCUGUGUUGGAUUCAAAUUGACUAACCGGCGCAGGGGACUCAAAACUGUAAAGAACACUUGAAUCAAUUACACUGUUUUUGGGUUAAUCUCAAUGGACAACCAUAUUUUUUUCGUGUUACGC
Drosophila hydei is the source of this 1196-nucleotide messenger RNA. RefSeq names its product malate dehydrogenase, cytoplasmic (gene Mdh1). Gene Ontology annotation, cellular component: mitochondrion; cytosol. The coding region runs from base 94 to 1095 and encodes 333 amino acids. Gene Ontology annotation, biological process: oxaloacetate metabolic process; malate metabolic process; tricarboxylic acid cycle. Lineage: Eukaryota; Metazoa; Arthropoda; Insecta; Diptera; Drosophilidae. The record is from RefSeq and is a predicted model, not a curated record. Gene Ontology annotation, molecular function: L-malate dehydrogenase (NAD+) activity. The transcript has 2 exons.